AUGAACGGGAACGAACUGACAGAACUCAAGAGCAAGACGGACUCGCAGGGCUCAAAGCAGGGCACGGUCCACCGCAGAACGUCCACGUCGAUGCCACACAGCAGCGUCGCUCCUUUGAGUGACUCCGCAAACAUCCUGCCGGUGGUUCCUGAGUCGCUGCCCACGACACCUGGGUAUGAGCUGAACACCAACUCGUACUUUGACGGCGCAGGCACGAAUUCGUACUUUGACCUGGCCUCCACCAAGAGUCUUGUUGCUGCGCGUCCUCCGAUCCCGCCCGCACAGCAGCCCCUCUCGACGUCUGUUGAGUCUGGUAGGUUGGGGGGCGCCAGCCACAAAGUGGAGGGCGGGAUGACGCUGGACAACCCGCCACGCAACAAGUGGCGUGUGAUCUCGGUGGUGCUGUGGUCUGUGUCUGCUGGGCUCUCCGACGCAGCACCAGGAGCUCUGCUGCCCACCAUCGAGAAGUACUACAACAUCAGUUACGCGGUGGUGUCGCUGAUCUGGCUGGCCAACGCCAUCGGGUUUAUCAUCAUCGCGCUGAUCUGCCCCAAGAUGGAGCCCCUGCUGGGCAAGCGCAAGAUGACGUCGGGCGGGUGUCUGGCGCUGGUGGUCAUGUACGCGCUGGUGAGCCCGGGCUACAAGUUCCCGCUCGUCGUGGUGGGCUUCUUUUUCGGCGGUCUCGGGCUCGCUACGUGCCUGUCUCAGCAGAAUAUCUUCCUGUCCAAGUUUGAGAGGUCUUCCAAGUAUCUGGGUUAUUUCCACGGUGGCUACGGGCUGGGCGCGUGUGUGGGCCCCUUGAUCGCCACGGGAAUGAUCGACAGCGGCGUGAGAUGGCAUCUGUUCUACCUCAUCCUGCUUGGCAUGUCCAUGUUCAAUUUCUGGAACAUGUGGUUUGCGUUCAAAGGUGCUGACGACGAUUUGAAACCAUGGGAUAACUGGGAGCCAAAAGCGCACACGCCAACCUCGGAGAACCCGGGCGAGGACGACGGCAAAUACACAAUGUUGGAGGAGACGCUCGGGUUCACAGAGACGCUGCGGCAUCAGGAGGGGCCUCAGGAGCCAAAGGAGGAGAGCGUGCUCAAGGUCUCGCUCAAAAGCCCACGCACGUGGCUGUUGGCGUUCUUCGUGCUGUUCUACCAGGGCGCAGAGGUCUCGAUGGGGGGCUGGGUGGUUACGUUCCUGGAAGUGUACCGCGGAGGCGAAGCCUCGAGCACUGGUUAUGUCUCGUCCGGAUUUUGGGGCGGUCUCACGAUCGGCCGGUUAUUUCUCACCACCAACAUCCACAAGUUUCUCGGCGCAAAGCGCGGUGUCACCAUCAUGAUCAUAGGCGCCAUCGUCACAACGCUGCUCGGCUGGGUCAUCCCGAUCCUCAUCGUCGAGGCCGUGGCUGUGUCGUUUGCGGGCAUCUUCAUUGGCCCAAUCUACCCGCUCAUGAUCACCAUUGCGGUGCGCAUCCUGCCACGGAAAAUCCAGGUUAUAUCGCUCACCAUCAUGACCGCUUUCGGCUCCUCGGGCGGCGCCCUGUUCCCCUUCAUGGUGGGACUCGUGUCCCAGUACGCGGGCGCUUUUGUCUGCAUGCCAUUUGUCAUCGGACUGCUCGCUUGCACUUGUAUCAUAUGGUUUCUGCUGCCAAACCCGGACAGACCAAGAGUCACCAACUUUCUACAAAGAGUCUGGUAA
Molecule: messenger RNA, 1683 nt
Organism: Ogataea angusta
Lineage: Eukaryota; Fungi; Ascomycota; Pichiomycetes; Pichiales; Pichiaceae
Exons: 1
Coding region: 1-1683 (560 amino acids)
Biological process (GO): transmembrane transport
Cellular component (GO): membrane
Molecular function (GO): transmembrane transporter activity
Source: RefSeq, a predicted model, not a curated record